Molecule: messenger RNA, 720 nt
Organism: Metarhizium acridum CQMa 102
Lineage: Eukaryota; Fungi; Ascomycota; Sordariomycetes; Hypocreales; Clavicipitaceae
Molecular function (GO): carbon-sulfur lyase activity
Source: RefSeq, a predicted model, not a curated record
AUGCCUCACUAUUCGGAAAAGAGUAUAUUCCCCAUGCAAGGCGGCUGCCCAUGCGGCUACGUUCGCUACCAAGUCAACCAGGCGCCGCUGCUGGUUCACUGCUGCCAUUGCACCUCUUGCCAGCGUGAGCUCGGCACCGCCUUCGCCAUCAACGCCAUCAUCGAAUCGGACCAGCUCGAGCUUCUCCCGCCUGCCCAGCCUACUAUCCCCGGAACCAAGGGCGCACCGGGGGGCGCAUUGGCUGGUUUCAACGCGACGUUUGCACGACUGACUUUCUCUGACACCACUUGCGGACCCGUUGUCCUAAAGACUGAGAAUGCCGAGCCACAGGCCACCGCCAACGCAAACGCCAACAGAGACAUGGAAACCAGCACGGUCGAACUCGUUACUCUCCCGACUGAGUCAAGCGUCGGGAUGACAGUCGCGCAGUGUUCCGCCUGCCACUCUGGCCUCUGGGCUCACUACGCCGAUGCUGGUCCUCACACGACGUAUCUUCGGGCUGGGACCCUCGAUGCCGCCCACGAGAUUAAUCCCGAUGUUCACAUUUUCACGCGCUCCAAGAGGGGUUUUAUUAGUCUGGCGGAUGGCAAGCCUCAGUUUGAGUCGUAUUACAAGGAGAGGGCUGGUUUUAUCCGUGACGACUGCAAGGCCCGGUAUGCUGCGUUGGAGGAGAAGACGGGUACAUACAUGGCGGAGUUGAGGGCCGCGUUGGGCAAGUAG